Pygocentrus nattereri (red-bellied piranha) is the source of this 1484-nucleotide messenger RNA. RefSeq names its product alpha-1-antitrypsin homolog. The transcript is spliced from 5 exons. The record is from RefSeq and is a predicted model, not a curated record. Gene Ontology annotation, molecular function: serine-type endopeptidase inhibitor activity. Bases 102 to 1376 code for a protein of 424 amino acids. Lineage: Eukaryota; Metazoa; Chordata; Actinopteri; Characiformes; Serrasalmidae. Gene Ontology annotation, biological process: negative regulation of endopeptidase activity.
GAUGGUCUUUGGGGCAUUGCGUUUGAGAAUAGGUUUACAUUUGAAGAAUUCUGUUCCAUCAGUUUCUCCACCCCAGCUGAGAGCUCCCUGCAUGAGAUAAAAUGUGUGGAAAGAUCUCUUUCUGCCUCCUGGUUUCCCUCCUGCUGACGGUGUCCUUGGCGGCCCCACAUGAUCAUGAGGACCAUUCAGCAGAUCACCACAAACAUCUCCACCAUGGCAAGGAUGAACCUCACCCCAGCCACGAUGGAGAUGACGACUUGUCCCGCAGACUCGCCCCUCACAAUGCUGACUUUACCUUCUCGCUCUACAAGAAGCUGGCCGCCCAUCCAGAAUACCAAGGCAAGAACAUCUUCUUCUCUCCACUGAGCAUCUCCAUGGCUCUGUCCAUGCUGGCCCUGGGAGCCAAAGGUGAAACCCACUCACAGAUCUUCAGCACCCUGGGCUACAGCCCUCUCACUCCUGAUCAGGUCAAUGAAGGUUAUGAGCACCUUCUUCACAUGCUGAGCCACAGCCAGGACACCAUGCUGCUGGAGGCAGGAAGUGCUGUAGCCGUCCGAGAAGGCUUCAAACCUCUAGACAAGUUUCUAAAGGAUGCUCAGCAUUACUACCAAGGAGAGGCCUUCAGUGUGGACUUCUCCAAACCUGAAGUCGCUGUGCAAGAAGUCAACAAGUACAUCGCCAAGAAGACCAAAGAUAUGAUCACUGACAUGGUCAAGGAACUGGACCCAGACACUGUGAUGAUGCUCAUCAACUUUAUAUAUUUCAGAGGUAAAUGGAAAAAGCCUUUUAACAUAAAAUACACUAAAAAAGCCGAGUUCCAUGUGGAUGAGAACACCACAGUGACGGUGGACAUGAUGAGUAAAGAAAGCUAUUACGAGCAUUACAGGGAUUGGAAGAAUUUCACUUCGAUCAUCAUGGUCCCCUACAAAGGCAACACUUCCAUGAUGAUUGUUCUACCUGAUGAGGGAAAAAUGGAGGAGCUGGAGAAGAACAUCAACAAGGAACACCUCAAGUACUGGCAUGACAAAUUACAUGGAAGUUAUGUGGAACUCUUCCUGCCCAAGUUCUCCAUCUCUGCCUCCUUUUCACUCGCGGACACUCUGGAGGAAAUGGGAAUAGUCAGUGCGUUCUCAGACAGUGCAGACUUCUCCGGGAUCAGUGAGGAGACCAACCUGAAGGCUUCCAAGGUCCUCCAUCAGGCCGUCCUCAAAGUUGAUGAGAAGGGCACAGAAGCUGCUGCUGCCACCACCAUAGAGAUGGUACCUUAUUCAAUCCCUCCCACCGUGAACCUCAACAGACCCUUCCUUGUCUUCAUUGUGGAGGAGAGCACCAGGAGCAUCCUCUUCAUGGGCAAGAUAACCAAUCCCACUGCAUAGAGGCAGCCAAGUCCCACCCACACCAGCAGACCGAGAUGACUGUUGAAAUGCUAUUGAAACACUUUCAUUUCAACAAACAGAAUCAAAUAAAGUCAAACUGGCUGUGUA